CGUCAGCCAAUGUGUUCAAAAAUACAUUCAAUGACAGACACAGCCAGCCUCGUUUUUAUUAUCCGCUCCCUUAUUGGAAACCCUUUGCUGCUGACAAGGCCUUUUUUUGGCAGCAAAACCCUCAUUUCCUUUAGCGCUGAACCCUUAAGAGGCUCAUCCGUUUGCUCGGCCGCCUUUCAUUCCCCCCUCCAUUCGAUGGUACUCUCAUUCCCCUGCCUGCACAAAUCCUCUCGUUCAUCUCCUCCCCCCUCUCCACUAGUCUCCCUCUCUAUCUCUCUUUCUCUCUCUUCCCCGCCUCCUCUUUAGCCUGCUGCUAUCUGAUCUACGAUAUGUGAUCUCUCGGAUAAAACAACACACUUCCAAGCCACGCACGCACGCUCCAUCUCUUCAACACACGGGUACUGCUACUGAACAGCGGCGGCGACGAAAAAUGCCGUUCUCCUAGCAGCAGGAGCUUCCCCCCACUUGGCUUGUGCCUGACGAUGUGGCCAUGUCCUUCGCUCUGCUGCCUACCUCCUUUGCUCUUUCUCUGCCUGCUCUUCUUACCCUCGGGGCACCUCUGCCCCUCCGUCUGUAGCUGCAUGGACUACCACACCAUCGACUGCCGGGACCAAGGGCUUCCCCGAGUCCCCAGCCCGUUCCCGCUGGACGUGCGGAAACUUCUCAUUGCCAACAACAACAUCCAGGAGAUCCCAGGAGACUUCUUCAUCUUCUACAGCGACCUGGUCUACCUGGACUUCAGGAACAACUCCAUCGCCACCCUGCAGGACGGCACCUUCAGCAGCUCCAGCAAGCUGGUCUACUUGGAUUUGAGCUACAACAACUUGACGCAGCUGGAUGCAGGCAUCUUCAAGUCGGCGGAGAAGUUGAUCAAGCUGAGCCUGGGGAACAAUAACCUGGCUGAGGUGGAUGAGGCCGCUUUUGAGAGCCUGAAGCAGCUCCAGGUCCUGGAGCUGAACGACAACAACUUGCAGACAUUGAAUGUGGCCACCUUUGACGCGUUGCCCAACCUCCGGACCAUCCGCUUGGAGGGCAACCCUUGGCUUUGCGAUUGUGACUUUGCCAGCCUCUUCAGCUGGCUGGAGGCUAAUGCGCCCAAGCUCCAGAAAGGUCUCGAUGAAAUCCAGUGUACUGUCCCUGUGGAAGACAUCACCGUCUUUCUCAGUGAAUUAUCAGAGGCCAGUUUCAGGGACUGCAAAUUUAGUUUGUCACUCACAGACCUUAUAAUCAUAAUCUUCUCUGGCGUCGCUGUCUCCAUCGCUGCUAUCGUGUCAAGCUUCGUUUUGGCGCUGAUUGUGAACUGCUUCCAAAGAUGUGCACCCAGUAAGGAUGAUGAUGAAGAUGAAGAUGAUGAUGACUGAACCCCCUUCUCUUGGCAUGUUACGGAAUAAGUCCAAAGACCAGGGUAGGAAGAGACAACAACCAUUUAAAAGUGCAUCGCCACUAAACAAAUGUCUAAGGGCUCAGUACUCCUAUCAAAGUCUCAAUGGUGUUUCCCCAUUUAUAUAACCCUGGGAAAUGCUUUACGUUUUAUGGAACCUUUCCUAGUUAGGUCUCUUGAUCCAAUCCAGAGUUUAAAAUUAAUCUUAAAAUAGAUUCACUAGGAGGGAAGAAAAUGAAGAAGAUCGCCAAUAUUGGAGAAGGCUAGGAUUUCGUUCUGGCCUCUCUCUCUCUCUCUGGGUUUUAUUUUUUAAUAGUCUUUUUUUUAGAAUUUUUUCACAAUGUUUUUAAAGGAAUAAAGACAGCCAUCUGUUGGAGAUGUUCCAGUUCUGGAUUUCCUGCAUCAAACAGUUAGCCCUGAUGACCUUCAAAGGAUCCUCUAGCUCUGAGUUUCUAUCAUUCUAUGAUUAUGUGAGAUGCAAUUUCAGAUAGCAGAGUUAUUUCGAUUAACAGAUGAGCAGCAAGGAAGAGAAGUAAAACAUUAUUAGCCCAGCUGCACUGUAAAUCACAGUGUGUUCCUGGUAUGGAAGGAAGCCUUCUUAUGGAUACCUGCAUCAUUGUUCUCAUGAAGUUUAUUUCCUCCACCUGUUUCAAAAUUUACACGUGUAUCAAAGUGUUUCAUCCCUUGGUGUCUGAAGAAACAUUAAGCGCUGCUGACCCUGUAGAAUCACAGAAAGGAAAAGCAUGUUUUCUUGGCUUUGGGGCACCCGACCUCUUGUUUGCAACAAGAUCACAUUUGGGAUGCAUUUGGACAAACAACAGAAAGUCUUGCUGGGCUUGGGGCUCGUCCACACUUCUGCUUGUCCUGUACCUAGAAAGCACGGGUCCAAGUAAUUUUCUGCUUGAACCACAAUUUCUAGGCAUGGGUCUGAGUGGUUUUCCUCUUGCCCCACUCCUUUCCCAGGAAAGCCUGCUUUUCACUGCUCAAUCAGAGCAAAUGUCAAUCCAGAGAAAACCUGAAUUGCUGUUUGCUCCGAUUGAGCACUAAAGAGUUGUUCCCCCCAAGGGGAAGCAGUGGGACAAGAGGAAGUGUGGAAUGAGCCCACUAAAUCAAUCUCUCUUCACAGGGAAAGCUGGAACUUGUAGCUCUGGGAGGAGAACAGGGUUCCCCUAAUGACCCUCAGCGCAGUUAAUGAACUACAGCUCCCACAAUUCUUUGGCGGGAGCUAUGAUAGCUUAAC
This is a messenger RNA of Podarcis raffonei (Aeolian wall lizard), 2621 nucleotides long. RefSeq names its product leucine rich repeat containing 38 (gene LRRC38). Gene Ontology annotation, cellular component: voltage-gated potassium channel complex. Bases 483 to 1361 code for a protein of 292 amino acids. Lineage: Eukaryota; Metazoa; Chordata; Lepidosauria; Squamata; Lacertidae. The record is from RefSeq and is a predicted model, not a curated record. Gene Ontology annotation, molecular function: voltage-gated potassium channel activity; potassium channel activator activity; transmembrane transporter binding. The transcript has 2 exons.